GCUGCGUUUCCUACCAGAUUCUCAAGCUCACACAUACACUCCUACAGUAGGGAUCCGAGCUCGAGUCUCUCAACCAUGUCGAAUCCACCUCCCCGGCAUGUGUCUAUAGCGCCCCUGCUGAAACAACUGUCUGCACCUGCACCCUUUGACAACAACGUCAAAGCAGAGGACAUUGCACUUGCGUUCUCACGAACCUUCGAAGACCAACUCAAUGGCACACAGCUUGCCGCUCUCCUGACCCUACUCCACUCCACAGGGAAGGACAGACAUCCAGAUGUCAUCGCUCGUUGCGCCGCUAGCAUGCGCGAUGCUUCGGUUCCCAUCAGCAACCAACGCCUGAGGCGAGUCGUUGGUAAGAGGAAGCGUUCUUUGGGCAGAUACAGAGGCGGUCUCUGCGACAUUGUCGGGACCGGAGGUGACUCCCACUCUACAUUCAACAUCUCCACGACGUCUAGCAUCAUCGCAAGCCCGAUUCUGAUGAUGGCCAAGCACGGCAAUCGAGCCCAGACAUCCAUGUCCGGGUCCGCCGACGUGCUGAACGCGAUUGCCCCCAAGCCGCCGAAGAUUGAAGCUCUCAGCGCCGAACACUUGCCCGAGGCGUAUGAACAUACAAACUAUACGUUCUUGUACGCACCCAAUUUCCAUCCUGGCAUGAAAUAUGCCGGGACGGUCCGCAGGGAAUUGGGGCUGAGGACUAUAUUCAAUCUCAUGGGCCCGUUAGCCAACCCAGUCGAGGAUCACAUCGAGGCAAGACUCGUCGGAGUCGCAUAUCAAGAGCUUGGACCGGUAUUUGCACAGGCACUGAAGUUCUCCGGCGCCACGAAAGCCCUUGUGGUUUGCGGAGAGGAGGACCUCGACGAAAUCAGUUGCGCGGGGAAGACGAACUGCUGGCUUCUAAGGGAGUCAGAGAACCCAGAGUAUCGGGGCGACCGGGACGACGAUGAUGAGACGAGCGACGAUGAGCCACCGCCCAAGUACGUGGCCAAGAUCGACACCUUCUCCGUCGAGCCGGCGGAUUUUGGCCUGCCUUCACAUCCUCUUUCUCAGGUCGGUGGUGGGAAAAUGCCCAAACAGAAUGCCCAAGUCUUGAUGAGCAUUCUACGAAACGAGCGACCGAAGGACGAUCCAAUUCUACAUUUCGUUCUGAUGAAUGUCGCUGCGCUUUUCGUGGUUAGCGGUGUUUGUGAGGCAGACACUUGCCCAAGUGGUGCGGUCAUCAAAGAACGAGGACCGGGAGGAGAAAGAUGGAAAGAAGGCGUACGGAAAGCAAGAUGGUGUAUAGAGAGCGGAAAGGCGUUAGAAGAGUUCGAAAAGUUUAUCGAGUUCACAAACAGUUUAUAGAUGUAUAUACCCGUUAGGAGGGCAUGGGAUGGUAACGGCUAGAAAGAAAAUCAAAAAACAGCGUUCAUGAUUUUUG
Molecule: messenger RNA, 1417 nt
Organism: Exophiala oligosperma
Lineage: Eukaryota; Fungi; Ascomycota; Eurotiomycetes; Chaetothyriales; Herpotrichiellaceae
Product: anthranilate phosphoribosyltransferase
Exons: 1
Coding region: 76-1341 (421 amino acids)
Biological process (GO): L-tryptophan biosynthetic process
Cellular component (GO): cytosol
Molecular function (GO): anthranilate phosphoribosyltransferase activity
Source: RefSeq, a predicted model, not a curated record